UAUAGAAAUGUUUAAAUAACAGAUUGUAAUUAUUAUUAAUAAGCUAUAAAAAUUAGGAUUUUAGCUUAAACAAUAAGAAAAGCAUCAGCUCCUUUAUAAUAAGAAACUAUUUAAAUUUAUUUUUAUGUUUUUAUAAAAAUAAAUAUAGCUUCAAAAUCAAAUUCAGCUCUUUCUUUACUUUGUAAAUACUAAUAUUUUUGAUCUAAAUUAGAUAAAGCUUAAUUUUUUAAAAAUAAAAUGUACAACUAUUAUUUUUUAUCUAAAAAUCAUAAUUUCUAAUUUACCAAGUAAUAAACUGAAUAUUUUUAUUCAAAAUUACUUAUAAAAAUAUUAGUAGCGCGAUUUAAUCCUCCAUACAGAAUAAAAAGGGGAUAUUCAUUAUUUUAAUUGAUAUGCUAUCUUUUUUAUAAAAGAAUAAUAAUAUUCAAUAUAUAACCAUAUUUUUUUGAAAUAUUAUAUUCAUUAUUGGUAUAGUUCAGAUUGUUCGCUCUUUGAGUAAAUAUAAAUAUAUGUUGGCUUUCUUAAGAAAUAUUUAUUAUUAAAAGUUCAUAAAUUUGAUAAAAAUAUCAUAAAUUGCUUUUUAAGGCUUGAGUUCAUAUUUUUAU
Messenger RNA from Ichthyophthirius multifiliis, 605 nucleotides. RefSeq lists its product as hypothetical. The record is from RefSeq and is a predicted model, not a curated record. The transcript has a single exon. Lineage: Eukaryota; Ciliophora; Oligohymenophorea; Hymenostomatida. The annotation marks the transcript as partial.